AUGCGGAUCAUUACACUCAUAUUGUACAGCAUUACGCUGCUGGCAUGUAAUGGCGAGGCUAAGGCUGUGUUCGCCCACUUCAUGGUUGGCAACACAGCUUCGUAUAACCAGGCUCUAUGGGAGACGGAAAUGGAACUCGCCAAGGCGUCACGCAUUGAUGCUUUCGCACUCAACAUUGCUCGCGGCGAGAAAAUGAAUGCGGAUCAAAUCAAGAACGCAUUUGCUGCAGCGAGGGUCAAGAGCUUCAAGCUCCUCUUUUCUUUUGACUAUGCGGGCCGUGGACCGUGGCCAGCAGGGGAAGUCCUCGAUCUUCUCCGCCAAUACGCUGGCGACAGUGCACACUUUAUGCACAAUGGCCUUCCUCUGGUAUCUACCUUUGAAGGCCCCGACCAAGCCAACGACUGGAUCAGCAUCAAGGCGCAGGUUCCUUGCUUUUUCGUGCCAGACUGGUCAUCCAAAGGUGCCGAACCUGCUAGCAAGUUGGCCAACGGCGUCGCGGAUGGUCUCUUCAACUGGGCGGCGUGGCCGAACCACCCCAAUUGGUCCAAGGACACGUACAUCGACGCAUCGUAUCGAAGGGCAUUGGGCAACAAGCCGUACAUGAUGCCUGUUUCGCCUUGGUUCUACACCAAUUUGCCCAAGUACGACAAGAACUGGCUAUGGCGUGGUGAGACGCUUUGGUUCGACCGUUGGGCACAGGCGCUACACGUCCAACCCGAAUGGAUUCAAAUCAUCUCUUGGAACGACUACGGCGAAUCCCAUUACAUCGGACCUAUUCGCGGAGAUGCAUCGCUGGUGGCCCUCGAUGACGGGAAAGCCCCAUUCAACUACGUCAAGGGCAUUGAGCACGGCGCUUGGCGGGCAUUCCUGCCAUACGCGAUCAGCCUCUACAAGACUGGUACAGGAACCAUCACACAGGAGGGUGUGAUGAUGUGGUAUCGACAGCAGUCCGUCGCUUCGGGUUGUAAUGACGGAGGCACGACGGCGUACACGGCAACGCACAUGCAGCCUGAGGGUAAAUGGACAGAGGGUCUCAAGGACGGUGUCUUCUUUGCGGCCCAGCUAGGGUCGAAUGCCACGGCCGAGGUGACGAUUGGCGGCCAGACCUUCAAACCAUCCUGGCGAUUCGAACCUCAUAGUGGUGUGGGUAUCUACACUGGCUUCGUACACACCUCCGCUUUGGGUGCUGUUCGUGUCGACAUUCGAAGAAAUGGCGGCCUCGUGGCCAGCGCAAUAGGUGCCAAGCCCAUAGGCGAGUGUCAACAAGGAUACUACAACUUCAAUCCUGUGAUUUAUCUUGGCUGGGGCGCCUCGAUUGCGGCUCGCAGUCCCCCUAUCAACAUCAAAGACGCAGCCUGUAUCGAAGGCACUGGCAUUGGAGAGUUUGAGGAUCUCUGCAAGUAUACUUGCAAGUACAACUAUUGUCCCGUCGAAGCCUGCAUGUGCCUCAAGUAUGGUCCACUCCAGGGGGGCAAUAUCGUGCGCGGUCCACCGGGCUAUCCUGCUGCAAAUCGAGACACCAACUACGAUGGCCUAUGUGCUGUGGCCUGUAGUUACGAGUACUGUCCUCUGAAGUACUGCGGCAAGGUCAAGCUGGACCCCAUUGUUUCAAGCGUCUCGCCUUUUAGACCCAAGUCGUGCACAAGCGGAAGGGCGAAUCCGGCCGCUGUCAGCAGCAAGCAUGCUCUUCGGGCUCUCGAGCAGAUCUGCUCUUUUGGCUGCAAGCACGGAUAUUGCCCCAUUGACGCCUGCGUCUGCGACAAAACCGGAGCACUCGUUCUUCCGAAGCCUGACACUUUUACUGGUGACAAACCUGAUUUUGGCUGGGAAGUUAUUGGAAUCCGCCUCUUGUGUCGCUACACUUGCGGCUGGGGCUACGCAAGCCUGGAAGCGCUCGCCGGCCAAGCCAGCAACAUGGAGCCGGAUUGCGCUUCUUACCACGGACUCAAUGUCCUUGCCAACAUGCUGGAAGGCUGGGAGACCGAGUACGAAGGUGUCAAGUCAGGGUAUGACGAUGCCUGGCCCACGUACGAGCAGUACAUUCGCGACGCUGUUGAACCUGCCAUCUCCAAGAUUAUGACUGAGAAGGACGGCGUGGCGACCAAGUUCUUCAAGUGCUGGCGAUUCGACGACGGCGUCAACGAAAACCAGAAGCAUCGAGCUCGUGAGAUAUCCUGCACCGGCGACGACCGCUUCUGGGGCCCGCAGCUGUUCCGCUCCUUCUGGUUCGACCUGAUCGAUGUCGCCGGCUUCAACGCCACCCUCGAAGAGGCAGGUGUCGACCCUGAGUGGGUGACGUUUGACACGGUUUCGACGACCCCGCCGUGUCUCAGCCCUGGUGACCAGUUUUGCAAUCGCGGUUUUAGGGCCGAGUACGGUUACCCGGUUCCCAGGGAGAACCUGGUCGUUCCAAACCCCAAAGACCUUGUCGGAAAGGCUUUCGAGGGCGUCAACUCACUGCACGAAGCUCUUUCUUCCAGCUCGCUGGAUGUCGGCGCAGAUAUCUGGCACGGUUCGCCCACAGAGCUUUUCGAUGUCCUGGCCGUCCCCGUCUUGAUGGUUGGCGAUGCCAUCGAGAGCAUGAAAGAGAUCAAGGAUAUUGCGAAAAAGGUCAACGACGCCAAGAAGAAGGAUCUCAUCAUGCUCAUCAUUGAGUCCAUCCUCAUGGUCCUGCCCUUGGUAGGCGUCAUUGUAGGCCAAGUAGGCCGCGCCGGCCUCAUGGCGGCUCGUCUCGUCCAUGCCAUCGAAGCAGGCGGCAGUACUGCUUUGACACUGAAGGAUGUCAUCGAGAACCCUGACUCGGCGCCAGUCGCCAUCGCUAUGAUGGUCCUUGAUGUGGCUGGCGCUGGGCGUUCUCCAGACAAUGUCAACCAAAUGUCUCAGAUGAAGAGUCUGAUGGACGCGCCUACAGUGAACAACAUGGGCAAGCAGUUCAAGUUGUACAAUCCUCAUGUUAACAACAUUGUUUCUGGGGCUUGUAAGAAGAGUUAA
Messenger RNA from Verticillium dahliae VdLs.17, 2991 nucleotides. RefSeq names its product glucan endo-1,3-alpha-glucosidase agn1. Lineage: Eukaryota; Fungi; Ascomycota; Sordariomycetes; Glomerellales; Plectosphaerellaceae. The coding region runs from base 1 to 2991 and encodes 996 amino acids. The record is from RefSeq and is a predicted model, not a curated record. Gene Ontology annotation, biological process: mating projection tip cell wall disassembly. The transcript has 3 exons. Gene Ontology annotation, molecular function: glucan endo-1,3-alpha-glucosidase activity.